AUUAACUCUCAUUUUACAGAGACGGAGGUGGGACAACGAAAACUAUGAAGCAGUAUGGUGGAUGCUUGGACUUAGAAGUUGUCAAGUGUACUUGUUAAAUACCACCUGAGUGUGAGUGAUAGUAGAAUUUUAUAAGAUAUUCAUAAUGUCAGAAAUCAAAAUACCAGAGUCUCUUCGUGAAACUUACGUAGUUAAAAAUUUUCCAGCAAUCGUCGUUGUAACAGUUAUGUCAACGAUACUUCUUAAUUACGUUUGGAAUGGAAAAAUCAAGAAAAGAAAGGUUAAUGACAGCGCUGUGUUGAUAACAGACUGUGAUUCUGGAUUUGGUUGGGAAUGUGCUAGACGACUUGACAGAUUGGGUUUUCAUGUUUUUGCUGGUUUUCGUAACCCUCAAGAAGAUCGUGCUUUGCGUUUGCAGGCUAAAGCCUCAAGAAAUCUUCAACUUGUUCAGUUGGAUGUCACCAACAACGAAGAGGUAAAAAACGCUGCAAGGUUUGUUCAAGAAAGGUUGCCUCCAGGAAUAACAGGACUUCACAGUUUGAUCAACGUUUCUCGAGACAUGCUGCAUGGACAUUUCGACUGGUAUACAUCAGAACAAUGUCAAAGAAUUAUAGAUGCUAAUUUGACUGGUGUUGUCCGAGUUACAAAAUGUUUUUUGCACUUACUGAAACCCAUACCGGGUCGAAUUAUUAACAUAUCGAGUAUAAACGGAAAGUUCCCACUGCCAGAGAUGUCCGUCUAUACUGCGGCCAACUUCGGCCUGGAAGGGUUUACCAAGUCAUUGAGACACGACCUCAAACCCAUGGGAAUUAAAGUCACUGUCAUCAUACCAGGAGAAGUAUCAAGAUCUUCCUUUGGUGUUCAGUGUCAAAAGGAAGACAUGGAGAUUAUGUGGGAAGAGAUGAAUGAAAGCAACAAACGUCACUACGAACAAUUUUUCAAGGAAUGGAGACGAAGAAUGCAAGAUUCACUGAGAAAAGAAAACAUCGUUUCUAGGAAAUUGCUGAAGAUUUUUCUUGUUGAUCUGGAGGAUGCUUUGUUUUCCAAAAAUCCACAAGAUCAAUACGUGAGCGUCACGGACCCAUUUCGAACAGUGUUAAGGAUACUAAAGAUCCUGCCAAGUUGUUUCCGGCACAAAGUCGUUCGACUACUUACAGGUGAAAACAAGAACACUCGAAAAAAAACUCUUAAGAACGAUUAGAGUUUAUUUUUUAUAUCCUUUUUUCUUGUAUUUUACUCAGUGCUACAAAUUACUUUAAAAUACUCAAUUUAAUUUUAUAGUUUAUCUAAUUAAACGUUUUUCUUUUAAUUUUUAGUUAACUGUGUUUUAUUGCAACACCGAUUUUUUUGGAUUACAUCAAGGAAAUAAAUCAAUUGUCAUUUGAUAUUUUUAAUUCCAUUCAUUUUGUUUCAUUGACAUGAUGUAAUGUGUUUUAGUUGGGUGCUGGUUGGCCUUAUAGUAGUAGAGCUCUGAAUACUUGAAGUGAGAAACCUAUUUUGAAGCCUUGUGAUAUUGUAUGAGUGUGUAUAAGAGUGACAUUCAAUAUUUUAGCGUGGAUAAUGGCUGUUAGGGUGCUGCUGGCUGGCUUCCUUCCAUCUUGACAGUAGUUCAAAAUUAGAAGGUAGCGGAUUGUAUUUAUGUUUCUGACAAAGCUACUAAGACUAAGUUUCUCUAUUUGUUCACGUUAGAAAGCUAAAAUUAUUCUUAUUCAACCAAUACCUUAAGUCGGGUGUUUCAUGAAGCUACAACUUCAAAGGUGGUGUUUACAAAAUACCAUCCGUAUUUCUCAACUAAAUAUCUUUUAUUGCACAGCUGUUGAAAGGUAUGAAACAACUGGUUUACCAUUUAAUUUUUUCCUAAACACUAGGUUUUUGUCUGCAAGUAUGUUCGGGAUUACUUUAUCUCACUUAUGAAAAAGUUGUUGGUCGAUUUUGGUGAAAUCUAUAUUUUGUAUAUUCAAAACUAAAUCAUUUUCUAAAGCAGUUGCCCAUAACAAUAUUUAUCAGUGUUUUGAAUGUAUUUUUGCAUAACACUGCAAUACUAUCGUCAUUACUAUAAUAAUUAAACUGUCGAAAGGCCUUAAAAUAGACGUUUUUUUAUUAGUAAAUGUCAGGUAAUUUGUAGAAAUCAAUAACUAAAAACUAAGAGGUUUGAGAACACCACAGGAAUUUAUGAUCAUUAGGAUACCUCGUUAAUUUCUCAACCAAUCUUUUUUUUUUUUUUUGAAAACGCAAAUAUAAUUUCACUACUAUUUCAUGGUAUAUUCAUCGACAGCGUAAAAUGUCUUUUCUAAAGCACUAUCUUUAACUAUUCUAUAAAAUUGAAUGCCUUAUGAUUUAAAAAUAUCAAACCAAUGAAAGAUGCAAACACUUCAUUACCUGUUUAUUUUUACAUUGCAUU
Limulus polyphemus (Atlantic horseshoe crab) is the source of this 2401-nucleotide messenger RNA. Its product is annotated as dehydrogenase/reductase SDR family member 9-like. The transcript is spliced from 4 exons. NCBI's taxonomy places the organism in Eukaryota, Metazoa, Arthropoda, Merostomata, Xiphosura, Limulidae. Bases 146 to 1201 code for a protein of 351 amino acids. The record is from RefSeq and is a predicted model, not a curated record.